This is a messenger RNA of Zymoseptoria tritici IPO323, 581 nucleotides long. RefSeq lists its product as uncharacterized. Lineage: Eukaryota; Fungi; Ascomycota; Dothideomycetes; Mycosphaerellales; Mycosphaerellaceae. Gene Ontology annotation, biological process: formation of translation preinitiation complex. The coding region runs from base 9 to 581 and encodes 190 amino acids. The record is from RefSeq and is a predicted model, not a curated record. Gene Ontology annotation, molecular function: RNA binding. The transcript is spliced from 2 exons.
UUCACAACAUGUUCAAAAAGGAAUUCUCGCCCGGCGCCAAAUCAAAGGUCAAAUCGUCCGCCCAACGAGCCAUUCGCGCGAAAGUGAUCGAAACCUACCCACUCAUUGAACCAUACAUCGAUGAGAUUCUUCCGAAGAAAGAGCAGAUAGACCUCGUCAAGGUCCCUGACCGUGUAUCGCUAUACUGCCUGGGCAGCACACCGCUUUUCUGGCAACACAUGGACGAUGCCAUCAUUCCGCACCUGACGAUUGUGCACAAAUACCCACAGUGCUUCAACCGCAUACGCAUAGACAGAGGCGCAAUACGCUUCGUGUUGAGUGGAGCGGCAUUGAUGGUGCCUGGGCUGACGUCUCCCGGCGGAAGACUGCCCGGUGGAAAGGAGAUGGAGGAAUAUGCCAACGACGGGAAGGAGUUCGAGGCUGGUGAUGUCGUGGCUGUGGAGGCGGAGGGAAAAGAGCAUGCUUGCAUGAUUGGUGUGUUGAAAGUGGGUACGAAAGAGAUGAAGGAGAAGAAGAAAGGCCCCGCAAUUGAGAAUGGACAUUACGUUGGAGAUGGGCUGUGGAGGUUAGAUCUUGGUUGA